Messenger RNA from Strongyloides ratti, 1800 nucleotides. RefSeq lists its product as hypothetical. Bases 1 to 1800 code for a protein of 599 amino acids. NCBI's taxonomy places the organism in Eukaryota, Metazoa, Nematoda, Chromadorea, Rhabditida, Strongyloididae. The transcript has 3 exons. The record is from RefSeq and is a predicted model, not a curated record.
AUGAGAAAAUUAAUAUUUACACCAAUUGUUUUGGUUUUUAUUAUAUUUUUGCUAACCAUUAAUGUAUCUAUUAAUGCUCAAGAUAAUGGAAGAUUUAUUGAUAUUAGACAAAUUGUAAAAGAUACAUUAGAUUAUGUUCGAACAGUACCUGCACCAGAACCAUUCAAAAAUAUGAUUUACAAUCCAGUACUCCAACAGCAACCACAACUUUUACCUGUUGUUAAUGGACAAAAUAUUCCUGUAGGACCAUCAGUUUUUGCUCCACCAUCAAAAAAUGAUGUUGAUAAACUUUUUCAUCUACCGGCAGAUAUUUUUGAGAAACUUGCCAGUGAUGCCGGAUAUAUAAAAGAACCACCACGACAAUACAAUUACAAAGAAAAUCCUCAAAUGGUUAAAAAUUCCAAUCCUACAAUGGGUGGUUUUAAUUUUAAUUUUGCAAAUGAGAAUGGUAAACAACAGACGAUGGAAGAAAUCAUUCAACAACUUCAAGCACAAGCAUUCCAAUCACAAACAUCACCAAAUAAGGUACAAAAUAAUGUUCAAAUUGAGCCAAUAAUAACAACUCCAAUAACUACUAUUGAUAACAAAACAAAAUCUGAAAAAGAAAUGAUAAAUGAAGAUAAAAUUAAUCCUACUUACGUUAAUAAUAAUAGCUUUAAUACUUCAUCACAAAAAUUUACUUUACAAUCUUCAAAUAAAGAAAAUGAACAAAAAUUAAAUAUUGUAAACAAUAGUAAUACCACUGAAAUUACUUCAUCAAAUACAUCAAUUUCUUCUUUUAUUCAACAACCGGAAACAACAACUAAUAUUAUAAAUGUAUCUAGUGAUACUUUUGAUCUUCAGGGACAAGAAAUAAUUCUUAAUGGAAAAAAAUACAUUUUAACAAGACCAGAUUUUGUAAAAAAUAAUGUAGAAUUAAAAAAUAAUUUAUCAAAAGAAGAAGUUAAUUUGUCUAGUUCUGAUACAACAAAUAACGUUGAAAAAUUAAUAGAACAAAAAGUAUUGAAUAAUGAAAAUAUCUCUGACGAUAGUAGUAGUUCAAACGAAAAAAAAAGUAAAAAUUUUGAUGAUGAUAAAAAAUAUGUAACAAUAUCAUCAGACAACAGUAAUGAAUCUACUUUAAAUGGUGAUUCUAUUACUAGAACAAUUGUUUCUGAUUCCGGAAGUUUUGUUCAAUCUGAAAUAGUUAAACCAACAGAAAAUUAUCCACAAACGGCAACUGUGUUACCAAAAAGUCUUGAAAAUUUAUUAAUGGAACAAUUAAAAAAAGAAAAUAAAAAAGAUGAAGAAAAAAAAUUAAUGUUAAAAGAAAGAAAACCUGUUGUAGAUGAUAAUUUAUCAUUUUCUAAAGAAGAUGAUACUAAAAGUACUAGUACAAUAGGACCAAUUAAUAUUCGUAAAUUAGAAAAUGCUCCCAAAAAAGGAAUAACAAAAAUUUCUAGUCAUAUAAUCAAAAGUAAUGAAAAAGUUGAAGAAAUAACAAAACCACUUGAAACUACUGAAGAUAGAAUUGAAUUAUUAAGAAAAAGUUUUAAUGAACAAAGAAGAAUUUUAGCAUAUCAAAGUCGACAAUUAUUUACAAGAAAUAGAAUAAAUAAAACAUCUCAACCAUUUUUAGCAACUACAUUUUGUCAAAUGAUUAAAGAAUUGUCAAAAAAUGUUGGAAUUAAUAAUAUUGUUGAGAUGGCAGAACAGAAUUGUAAAGUAAUAAAAAAUUAUUAUCCUGAUUUAACAUGUAGUGAAGUUUUACAAUAUGCAGAGCAUUGUUCAUUAUUAAUGAAGUUGGAAAAUAAAAACUAA